GUAGAAUUUGGAAUUCUCGGGAAAUGUGAGUCAGGACUUCUAGAUAAGAAUGUCACGUAAUCUGCCACUCCCUUGCCAUCCCCAGAUCAGAUGAUAUAAAGAAGAUGUGAAUUUCACUUCUGCUCACAGACUGACUGGUGUGACAUUCAAGACUAAUCAUGAGUAGGAACUUCUUGUCCAAAAACGAUGAGCUUCGCAAGGGAGACUUUCUGAUUUCCAACAACGGGGAGUAUAAGGCUGUCUUCCAGGAUGAUGGUAACUUUGUCAUCUACGGCUGGAAGCCUGUGUGGGCUUCAGACACUUGUGGUUCAGACGUUUUCCGCCUGUGCAUGCAGGCUGACUGCAACCUGGUCAUGUACAACAAGGCUAACGGUCCCAAAUGGCAAACAAACUCCCACAAAUCAGGAGAUUGCAACAUGUGCCGUCUUCAUCUGACCAACGAUGGCAAACUGGUGGUGUACAAGGAAAGUGAUGAAAUUUGGAGCUCUGCUAACUCCAGAGGCAUGAAAUGAUGUCAUGACAUGACAAGCCUGUUGUAAUUGAAUGCUUUGCAAAGGAAAAUCAUCUCUGGAUUACAGCUUGAUUUACAAUAUACA
This is a messenger RNA of Perca flavescens (yellow perch), 596 nucleotides long. Its product is annotated as mannose-specific lectin. The coding region runs from base 159 to 512 and encodes 117 amino acids. Lineage: Eukaryota; Metazoa; Chordata; Actinopteri; Perciformes; Percidae. The transcript is spliced from 3 exons. The record is from RefSeq and is a predicted model, not a curated record.